Paramecium sonneborni is the source of this 559-nucleotide messenger RNA. The record is from the annotation of a GenBank genome assembly. Lineage: Eukaryota; Ciliophora; Oligohymenophorea; Peniculida; Parameciidae.
AUGAAAAAAUCAAUAAGUGCUUCCUCUUGUAGUGGCUACAAAUUGAAUAAUGAUUCUACCAGAAUUGAAUCGUUUCCAGAUUCAACAAGAGUUUUAUAGAUGAAUAUAAGUCAUUAUGAAGACACAUUAUCAUAAGAAGUAUUUAUUUCCACAGCUUACGAACACAUACGAGAAGUUAGAGUAUACUGAUUAAUUUAUUAACAGGAUCUAAUUGUUAAUUCUCGAUAAAGUAUGAAACCAUUGAGAGAAGCAAUAAGUCAAUUACGAAAUUAGAUUUAGACCGUGGAACAUUAAUAAAAGAAAGAUUAAAUAAAUUUAGAAUAUGAUAUCAGCUAAAGCAUACAUAAAUUAAAAUAAGUAAGCCUUGGAUAGAUUAUUCAAGAAAAUAAAUUAAUUUGAAAUCGUUUAAACUGGAGAGUUUGCCUUGUUAUAAGAGUAAAUUUAGAAACUGUAACAUGAUGAUUAAGAAAUAAUUUAGAAUAUUGAUACCUUAGAAUUAAGAAUAAUAGAUUUAGCUCCUUAAAUUGGGUAAUACACAUAUUAAGAAUAUUAAUAAUGA